Amaranthus tricolor (Joseph's coat) is the source of this 1372-nucleotide messenger RNA. RefSeq lists its product as uncharacterized. NCBI's taxonomy places the organism in Eukaryota, Viridiplantae, Streptophyta, Magnoliopsida, Caryophyllales, Amaranthaceae. The coding region runs from base 141 to 893 and encodes 250 amino acids. The record is from RefSeq and is a predicted model, not a curated record. The transcript has a single exon.
AAUUUACAAAGGCCAAUUUAUGUCCACUUAAAAAUCCAACACAUAUACCCCAUUUAGCCAUUUCAAUCCUUUCUUACUUUACCCCAUUCAACCAUCACACAACCCAUUUUCAGAGCAUAUUCUCAUUCCUCCCACCAUUAAUGGAACCUGAAACUGUCCUAAAUCUCUUUGAUUUUUACUGGUUUGACCAUGAUCUAUUCAACAAAAAACACCCCAUGAACAAUAAAUUCCCAGAAAUGUCAAAAUCAAACCCAGAAAUCCCAUCUCUACCAAUAAUUCAUACCAAAACCAUAAUAAUUAACCCAAAUUCACCUCAAAAACUAGUAACUGAAUCCUCUGUAUCUCCAAAUUCUGUUCUUUUUACACCAAAACUCCAAACUAUAUUUUCUGGGAAAAUACCAGAAGAGCUUGAAGCUUGUUCAAUGACAGAAAUGAAAAACACCCAUAAAAAAUUAACAUCAAAAACUACUUCCUCUUUAAAGGGGAGUAAAUGUUCAGGAAUUGCUUCUAGAAGGAAAAAGAAGGGUUUAAGUAAGAGUUUAUCAGAUCUUGAGUUCGAAGAACUUAAAGGGUUUAUGGAUUUGGGUUUUAUUUUCUCUGAAGAAGAUAAAAAUUCAAACUUGGCUUAUAUCAUUCCUGGGUUACAGAGAUUGGGAAAAAAUGAUGAUAAAAUACAUGAAAAUAGUGAUAAUAAAGAUGAAAUAUUGGUUGAUGAAUCUGGUUCUAGUUCAUCAAUUUCAAGGCCUUACCUUUCGGAAUCAUGGGAAGAAAUGAAAAAGAAAAGAAAAGAGAGUAGUUUGUUUAAUCCAAGAGUUCCUGAUCCUAAUAGUCAUGUUCAAAUGAAGAAUUAUCUCAAAUUUUGGGCGCAUACCGUUGCUUCUACUGUUCGCUGAAAUCUUGUGAUCAGAAGGAGGGUUUAAUGACGGGUCGGCAUACUAUAGGGGGUGUUUGGCACGUUAGCUUAUUGAGCGAUUUUAGUUCAUUUUGAUUUAAAUAGAGAGUUACGUGGUCAAAUCAGCUAAUUUUAGUAUUUGGUGAAUUAGCUGGUUAAAACAGUUUUUUAAUACGAAUAAGCUGUUGUUAAACAAGCCACUUAAAGCAGUGGGUUCAAAAUCAGCUAGUCAAACCAAUUAAUAAAAUCAGUUGGUCAAAUCAACCACUAUUAUUAGCUAUCAGCCAUCUGUCAAACACCAUCACCUUAAUCAAAAGAGAUAAAAAGUUACACUUAAUUGGUGUUUGUUGGGUUGUAAAAGUUUUGCACAAUGUAUAUUUUUUACUUUUUUUUUUUACUUUGUUUUAUGUUUGUAGUUUUGAUAAAUUUGCUGUAUUAUCCUUGUAAAUUAAGAAAUGGAGGUUUUUGUUGACUUUGGAA